GCUUAUUUUACAGAUAAGGAAGCUGAGGCCCAAAGAGGCGACCCGACCUGUCCCAAAUCACAGAGGUGCUGGAGAAGGCAGUAUGUACCAGGGUACCCCACCCUCUACCCCCGUCUCCAAAAAGUUACCAACGUCCCAGAGCCCCUCCAAACGCUAUGCUGCUUCUGGAACAAGAUCUCCUAGAGAUUCAGAAGGGUCAACUCCCCUGCCCUCCAUUACUGAGCGCCUAAACUUCAUCUGCCCAUCCAAGGAACUGUUGGAUUAUUACCGAAGGAAGAUACUUGAGUUUGAUGAACAAAAUGAAGAACUAUUGAGUAAACUGGAAAAAUAUACCCACAUAUACAAAGACCGGCACAAACUGGAGUUGGAAAUCCAGCAGAGGGAGGAAGAGAUUGCUGAGUUACAGAAAGCCCUAAGUGACAUGCAGAUCUACCUUUUCCAGGAGCGAGAACAUGUGUUACGCCUCUAUUCAGAAAAUGACCGAUUAAAAAUCAAGGAGUUGGAAGACAGAAAAAAAAUUCAACAUCUCUUGACCUUAGUAGGAACAGAUUCCAGAGAAGUAACUUAUUUUCACAAGGAGCCGCUACACAAAGUCACUAUUCCCCAAAAAACUGUUCAUUUCAAGCAGCCACAUGAAGGUGCUAAAAGAAACUUAGGAAGAUCAGUAAAAGAGACCCAAGAAAGUCCUGAGAAAUACCAAAGGGACAAUCAGACACUUGUACUGCAGGUGGAAGCACUACAAGCUCAGCUUGAAGAGCAGACCAAACUUGCCAGAAACCAGGUCGAAGGGCUUUUAGAAGACCGACGCAUCUAUAUGGAAGAAGCACAGAUUCAGCAUGAGAGAAACCAGGAGAGGAUCAAAGUGCUGACAGACAAUCUUCAACGGACCCAGGAGUUUCUUUAUGAGAGCACCAAGGACUUCCUGCAUCUCAAAUUUGAAAAUCAAGACAAGGAGAAGGAGUGGGUGACUGAAAAGGACCAUUUACUUUGGAAAUUGAGCCAGUACCACAAGCAGCAGGAGCAGUCACUACGGUAUAAUGAGGAGCAGUGUCAGCAGCAGAUAGUCGACAGCCUCCUGCCGGCUGUACAAGAGCUUCAACAGGAGCAAGACAAGUAUAUUCAGUCCCUAAAGGAGAAGUUGUAUCAAGAACAAAAGUUGUCCAGUAUGUACCAAGAGCAGUGUAUUGCUCUGGAGGAAGAGCUGGCCCGAAUUCGAGAAGAAGAUGAUAUGAGGCGAAAGAUAUUCAAGGACCGUUCUAACAAGAUGGGGAAGCGUUUGAAAGAGAUAAUGCAUCGGUAUGACACCCUGCAGAAUCGUCGUCGCUUAGAAGUGGAAGGUUUUCAGAGAGACAUCAAGACCCUGCGUGAGAAACUGAGGGGAGUUGAGCAAAUGCUUUAUAAGGCAACCCUCAGUAUUCGACCAGACCAGGAUCUUGCCAUUCUUAAUGAGGUUCGUAAGAGCAACAAACGGACUGUUAAGAUGCAGGGAGAACUGAAGGACCUCAAGGCCAAAUUAUAUAGUUUAGAGAAUGAACUUAGGGUGUGUUAACAUCUGUUUAUAGAUAGAGGCUUGAGGCUGGUAAAGGACCGUGUCCUAAAAUCUGAAAAUAAGGUUAUCAGCUACCAAAGAAAGACUUUCAACAAAAGGCCUGCUAUGCCAUUGUUGGAAGCUCAUCUUCCAUCUACGUGAAGGAUCAAGGAUCUUACUGCAAAGGCUGCUCUUAAAUUCAUGGACCUGGUAAGCUCUACAGGUAUUUCCCUUGCACUUGUUGCCCUUUUCUUGAGCCAGUUUGUAACCUAAAAGAGUGGCUUGAAGUUUUUCCCAUGUUGUUUUCACAAUUCAUAUUGUGAGCUUUGGGAUUAAAAGGGUUUAGGGGGUCUAGUGCUAACGUGGCUUAGGGAUUAUAAAAGAAGCUUGUCCUUCCCCAGGAGCUGGGUGCAUCCACUAAGGCCACAUCCUCACUGGCUGGGAGAAAAGGCAGCACUUUAUCCUGCCAUUAGUACUGGGAAAAGAUCUCAGGCUUUCACUGUCCUCUCAUAGUGCUCAUUUUUGCAACAUGUCAACUAGAGGUAUUAAUUUAGAGUCCUCAAGCAAAUUUCAGAAGGGUCUUUGUAUAGAUUGUGGGUUUUUUCAGUUGUAUAUACUGCACUAUUUCAUUAUAUAAUUUGGUCUCAUCCUACCAAUCAUGUUUCCCUGAUUUGUAUAUUUAAAGUUAGAAUUUUAAAAAAUAAAAUUUAAGUAUUAUGAGUUUCUAGAAUUGUUUAUUGGGACCACCUUACUCUUUUGUCACUUGGCUCACUUAUUUAUUUCAUUUUACUUAUUUGGUCUAAAUGGCUUCCCUGAACUUUCCCACAUAGACAAACUGUUUCCAUAUUUUCCUGGACACAUUUUUUGUAGUAAAUUGCUGUUACUUUAGUACUAUUCAAUUUAUCCAGGAUAUAAAAAAAGGAUUUCCCAGUUUUCCAUAUGUCUUGGUAAAAAAUGAGAUUGAGCUGUGAGUAGCAGAUGUGAUUUAAAAAAAAAUUUUAGUAAACCAGAAAUACUGGAAUCAAUUUUCCAUUUAUUAAAGAAGCUAACGAAUCUUGGGUGUCAUUGUAGGAGGUGGGAUCAUACGACAGAGGAACAAGUGUCAGACUUUGUCAGGGUUUCGACUGGGGUGGUAUGUACUCUAUUGGCACAGCCUGGAUUGAUAGUUUAUAUUUGUGUUUUGUUUUUUUUUAAUCAUAGUCCUAACAUUUGAAGAGUUGUUCAUAUGUGGAGUGUGCUAAUUCUUUUAUCUGAACAGCAAACAAUUCAUAACAAUGAAAGAUGAAUAUUAAACUUAGAAGUCUCAACCUGCUUUAUCUUCCUAUUGCCACUUACCUCUCCCACUUCUCUAAACAAAUGUUUUUUGUAUUACCAAUCAUCCUCAAACACAAACAUUUCAGCACAUGCACAUGCAGAAGCGUACAUAUAAAAUUGUAAACCUCUGUUGAAUACUGUUUUGUAAAAAAAUUUAAUUUAGUAAGGCACUAACAAAAUUGCUCUAUUUUUUUCUCCUUGUAAACUUUUUUUGUGUAUUUUAAGAAAUGUUUUAUUAAUGCUUUUUUUCAUCUCUUUUGCUACCCAGUAACUUUUUCCUUGUAACAAAUAAAUAUAGCUGAGAAAAACAAUUCAACUUUCUACUCAUUGAAUAUAUCUCAAAAUUUGUUUAUUGUGCUUUACUUCUAGUCCAUAACUUCUCUGCCAAGAGGUAGAAGGCAUGCUUCAUUAUCAGUCCUCCGAAAUCAUAAUUGAUCACUUCAUUAAUUAGAGUUAGGAAGUCUUUCAGAGUUGUUUAUCUUUAUUGUGAUCAUUGUACAAAUUAUUCUCUUUGAUAAGUGU
This is a messenger RNA of Dromiciops gliroides (monito del monte), 3364 nucleotides long. It is a transcript of the gene CCDC77, whose product is annotated as coiled-coil domain containing 77. Lineage: Eukaryota; Metazoa; Chordata; Mammalia; Microbiotheria; Microbiotheriidae. The record is from RefSeq and is a predicted model, not a curated record. Gene Ontology annotation, cellular component: centrosome. The coding region runs from base 83 to 1549 and encodes 488 amino acids. The transcript is spliced from 12 exons.